AUGCUGGCAAGAUGCGCAGACGUCACACAUCUGCCGCCAACCCCAGAACAGAUCCUAAGCGCGAGGCUCGCUCAGCAGCGCCGUGGACGCGUCAUGCUCCAGGUCGACCUUCGUCCUGAUGGCGUUGUUGAAGUCAACAACAUCCUGGAGGUGUUUCCGCAGCGAGACGCGGGGUUCGGCCAGCGCGUCCAGAGUUACGAUAGGGGAGAUGGUGGUUCCGAAGACUUUGCCCUUGAGUCGGCCAAGAGAACUUUCAAGACCUUGGAUGUCGCGGGCUGUUCAAUUCGAGGAGGACUGUGA
Messenger RNA from Aspergillus lentulus, 300 nucleotides. RefSeq lists its product as uncharacterized. Lineage: Eukaryota; Fungi; Ascomycota; Eurotiomycetes; Eurotiales; Aspergillaceae. The record is from RefSeq and is a predicted model, not a curated record.